This is a messenger RNA of Striga asiatica, 1270 nucleotides long. Lineage: Eukaryota; Viridiplantae; Streptophyta; Magnoliopsida; Lamiales; Orobanchaceae. The record is from the annotation of a GenBank genome assembly.
UUCAAUUUGGACUUUGCGUACUGUAAAUGCAAUGCCACCGCUGCAUAUAAAUAACAGCACAGAGUACGCUGGCAGAGCGCAUCAACAGAGUCAUCAACAAAGUAACUUUCUCCAUCAUUUCCGGUCUCGCAGAUCAUUUUCAUAGUCGAUCCGUUUCGCUUGUUGUUCGUCAUGGAAGGAACCAAAGGUGUUGAAGCUAAAGAUGGAACUGUAUCGGUUGCGUCUGCAUUUUCUGGUCAUCAAGAAGCUAUUGUUGAGGCCAAAGAUGGAACUAUUUCUGUUGCUUCUGCAUUUGCUGGUCAUCAAGAAGCUGUUCAGGAUAGAGAUCACAAAUUCUUAACAAGAGCUGUUGAAGAAGCUUACAGAGGUGUAGAAUGUGGAGAUGGAGGUCCUUUUGGUGCUGUUGUGGUGCUCAAUGAUGAAGUCGUUGUAAGCUGUCACAAUCUGGUUCUCAAGCAGACGGACCCUACUGCUCAUGCUGAGGUUACAGCAAUAAGAGAGGCCUGCAAGAAGCUCAACAGGCUGGAGCUCUCGGACUGCGAGAUUUAUGCUUCUUGCGAGCCAUGCCCUAUGUGCUUUGGUGCCAUACAUCUUUCCAGAAUCAAGAGAUUGGUUUAUGGAGCUAAAGCAGAAGCUGCAAUUGCUAUCGGUUUUGAUGACUUCAUUGCUGAUGCACUUAGAGGAACCGGUUUCUAUCAAAAGGCUAAUUUAGAAAUCAAAAGAGCUGACGGCAACGAGGCCGUUAUAGCAGAGCAAGUGUUCGAGAAAACCAAGGCCAAGUUUCAUAUGUAUUGAGGACUUGUCCUCCCUAAUAGUGUCAUUAUCCAUUAAUCCUUUUCUAGUCAUUUGAUCAGUGGCUUCUGGCAUUAACUUGAAGACUAACCAAUUGUUCACAUUGGUAUUUGUGCAAACAUUUUACGCUUGAAACAAUGGAAUUUGUUAAUCUACUGUUUUAUGUGCAUGAACUAAGAAUCAUAGACUAAUUCAGAUUUCGAUAUCACAUAGGGAACUCUCUUCUUUGUUUUUUACUGAGAUUAUGUUGAUGAUUUCGAUUCUAGUCCAGUAUGCAUCAUGGGACCGCGGAUGAAUAUCCUAAGUGGCUAUGACGAAUAUGCAUAUGAUGACUGAUGUGAAUGAUUAUAGUAUGUCACACUUAUUAGGUUGUAUGAAAGGAUGAAUUCACAGGUAAAGAAUGAAAUAUGCAGGUGAUGGGCAUAUAAGUAGACAAGAUAUUCUUGACAUAAACUCCACUUCAGUUUUUACAAAUCGA